AUGAUUUGGCCAAUGUUGGCGGCGGCACAAAUGAAACGAACACAAUUCGCCGAAGGCAAUAUCAAAAACUACAUCGACAACUGCAACACAAAAUACACAACAAGCAAGCUCUAUCGCUUGCCGGACGCAACACAAUUGCCAGCAGCAGCAAUAGCGCCACAACACGAUCAAUUGCAUCUGCAGGAUUAUACUUUCUUUUUCAAUGCCGAGCGCCAUACAGUAUUCCAAUUGCACACAAUACGACACAACAACAACACUAAUCAGAUUGCUAACAACAAUGCUAUGCCAACGUCCUUAGUUUCAACAGUGACGGCCAAUGGUGGGCGUGUAUUGAACGUAGUUGCAGACUCUAUCGGUGCAGUGUUUGGUGUAAAUACGCCAACGUCAGGCACAACAGCUGCUACGACCGACACAGUUGCUGCAGCUUCUACAGCAGCAGCACGCCAAACCGCCACUCCCUUGCCGACCCCGAUCAAAGUCGAAGAGGUGCAGCUAUACAAUGGGAAAUCUUUGCGGCAGUCACGUUUCAAUCCUUUCAAUCCAACGCGAAUUCUCAUACACGGUUGGCUUGGUGGUGCCAAUGCGGGCGUCUAUCAAACGCUCGUGCCGGCUUAUCUUCGUCAAGGCAGUGGCAAUUACAACGUCUUCACCAUCGAUUGGAGCCGGGGUGCUGUAGCAGACUAUCUUACGGCUAGUUAUCGCGUCAAACCAGUUGGCAAAGUACUGGCGAAAUUCAUCGAUUUCUUGCAACGUGAAGCGGGCAUACGCUAUGAGGAUUUGUAUGUGAUCGGCUUCAGUAUGGGCGCACACAUUGCGGGCAUCGCAGGAAAGCACAUACAAACCGGCCGUUUGCCGGUAAUCUAUGCACUCGAUCCAGCGCUACCUUUCUUCCGCUACGAGAAUUUCGAUGAACGCAUCGCCAUCACCGAUGCUGAUUAUAUUGAGGUGGUGCACACGAGUGUCGGCUCGUAUGGUUACGAUCGGCCGCUGGGUCAUGCGGACUACUAUGUGAAUUACGGCAGCGCGCAACCGGGCUGCUUUCUCAACGAGUGCAGUCACAUUCGCGCCUUUCAAAUAUUCGCCGAGUCAUUGCUGACGAAGGAGGCGUUUCGCGCGCAGGGCUGUGAUGUGAAGCUAUGGCCGGAUAUGAUUAAGCAUAGAAGGUGUUUGAUGGGUACAGGUAGAGAAAUGCUGCUGGGUGGCGAUCCAGCGAAUGUGACGGCGUUACGCGGACGUGGUGGCGUAUUUUACUUGGCGACAAAUGCAGGGCCGCCUUAUGCGAAGGAUGUUACAUGA
This is a messenger RNA of Rhagoletis zephyria (snowberry fruit fly), 1296 nucleotides long. RefSeq names its product phospholipase A1-like. Gene Ontology annotation, biological process: lipid catabolic process. Gene Ontology annotation, molecular function: lipase activity; serine hydrolase activity. The record is from RefSeq and is a predicted model, not a curated record. Lineage: Eukaryota; Metazoa; Arthropoda; Insecta; Diptera; Tephritidae.